Molecule: messenger RNA, 5820 nt
Organism: Synchiropus splendidus (mandarinfish)
Lineage: Eukaryota; Metazoa; Chordata; Actinopteri; Syngnathiformes; Callionymidae
Gene: etfbkmt
Product: electron transfer flavoprotein subunit beta lysine methyltransferase
Exons: 3
Coding region: 3667-4419 (250 amino acids)
Biological process (GO): peptidyl-lysine trimethylation
Cellular component (GO): mitochondrial matrix
Molecular function (GO): protein-lysine N-methyltransferase activity
Source: RefSeq, a predicted model, not a curated record
UUGUUUGUCUUUAAAAGCAUGCUGUAAAUUCGUGCCAGUGAGAGCUACGACAGUGUGGCAGACAUAUGUUUUUUUCAAAACCAGGAGUGUUUUUUUUUUUGUUUUCUUUCCCCCUCACAGGGAUGUGGCACAAUCAGAGGAUGUCAGGAGUGAGUAGGGAGCACCUCUGUCAGCACAGAUAAAUGCCCAGCUGAUGGCUUCUACUGCAGAAUGGAUAAUGUGCUCCACUCUGUUCAACUGCAGCAGGGUGCCAGAUGGUUAUGGAGGAGGUGAUGGCGCACUAAAGGAUAGUGUGAAACAUCAGCAGCGCCGGCUGAGGAUGGGUGGGGGAUGUUCUCAGUCGACGUGAUACUUUCCCAGGGGGUUGCUCCUGUGCUGUGAUCUGCUUGUUGACAAAAGAACUAUUUUAACUUGCGCUACUUUGUCUGCUGUGAUCCAAAACAUGCUUCAUCCAAAUCAGGGAGUGAAAGGAGAAGUUUGUCUCCCAAGAGCAAGUCAACCAGGAAGCAAUGCUACUAAUAUAGACGUUCUUGAAGGUAAAGCUUGAGCCGUUACUCUGGUACAUCAAACUCAAAGCUUUCUUACGACUUGUUUUUCACUGUGACUUAUUUAUAAGUACAUCAAGUCAAAAAAGCUACCUCAUAGAACCAUGAUGAACAGAACAGAGUGAACAAAAACACCAACACGUAUUCCUCCAGGGACAGGUUGAUAUAACAGACAUUAUUCAGCUCAUUUUAAAUACUAGCUUCAUGUGAGUCAGAAUUUCAAAUAUGCUUUAAUUUUGAAGCAAUCACUUUGUGGUCUUGUCUAGAUUCACUUGUUAAAUAAUUCUCUCUUGGUCGCUUUUUAUUUAUUUAUUCUUAGUUUCAUUUUGUUUUAUUUAUUUUGUUGUAUUGGUUUUGGCCUGGUUUGUUGAAUAUAAAAAUGCAUUAAAAAUAAAUCUCUCUUGUUUGGUGCUGGUUAAAUAUUAAAACACUAAAUCGGUGAAGCAGCAUUUUUCAUCAUAUCAGGCCUCAUCAUAGUGCUGAGUCCAUCAGUAAUAAAUAAAUAAAUAAAAAUUACAAACUGAAGAAUGUGCAAACAUAUUGUCUCACGUAGAGUAAUUGAAAAAUACAACUUUCAUUUUUUUUUAAAAUCUUUACUUAAAACAUAAAGAUUUGCGGAAUGAAGGGAGCUACAAUUAAAAAAAAAAAAGGUAACACAAAUAGCUGGAAAAUAAAAUAAAAAAAACAUAACCAGACAAACAAUGAGCCACUAGCAUGGUAAAUACUGUAAGCAACCAGAUGCUAUGUCCUGACUCCACCACUGCACAGGGAGAAAACCCCUGAAAAAAAUGAUAUAUUAUUACAAUUAUAAAAAGAGAUGCUGCUUUUCAUAUGCUGCCUUGAAACUUAUUGUAGAUCAGAUCAGAUAUCCUUUAUUUUCCCCACACACAGCAACCGUUAAAGACAACAAAGACAUUAAAGAUGCACUUAACAUCAAAGUCAAAGUCUGUGUUUCCUGUGUUGAAUGUGAGCAUAUUAUUUUUUAAUAUGGAUUGUUGGGUACUUCUGAUUUUGAGAUUAUAUUGGGAAUAGCUGUGGAUCAUUUUGAAUUUGGAUCAUGAAUGCUGACUUAACAGUCAAUCAUCAAAAUCAUCAUGAAAAUGAUUUAUUAAAUAUAAAACUAUAUUUAAGAACAUGCCAAAAUCAAGACUUUUUGCAGUAUUUCCUCACCAAAAUGUUGAGUCAAGCAUUUCACAGUCAGGACAAAACAAACUGCUUCAUAAUGUUUCCAACUUCUGUUCAGGAGUGUGCCUCCAUCUUGGAGCUGUUUCAAAUACCCAGAAGGGAGAAGUAAUAAACCAUUGAUAUUUAUGAAGAAAAGUUUAAUCUAAUUUUAUCUUCCCUCUGGUUCUGCACUGCUUCAUUUGUGCACCGUCUCCAAGAGUCAAUCAUCACUCACUCGCUGACAAAGUAAUGGCGUCCAAAUUUAACGCUGCACUAUCUAAUAUUCAACCUCACUCAGUUUUCAUAUCUACCUGCCCUGAGGGGUGACGGAAAAUAUGACAUUGACGCGCUGCUGUGUAGUUAUCAAUGGCUGUUAUUUAUGUUGGGUCCUCAUUUACAAACUAGAUUUGUAUUCAGGGAUUGUUUUAUUUGUUUGUUUAUUUGUUUUUGCUGGAAGCAGAACUGACAUCUGGAGCACUUUUCUAUCCUGUCGACAAAAGAAACAUUAUAAUUGGAACAUAUGUCUGCUGUUGUUGAACAGAAUUGUCCCAUGAAGUGUUUUGUUGUCAGUGCUCACAACAUGAAGGUUUCAAUCUAAAUCUGAGCCUUUUGUGUUCCUCAAAAGUGUGAUGGGUUGACGAAGCUUCCACAGGCAAGUGUGCUCUUUUUCAGAGCCCACUAGAUGGCGCUCUCUGCUCAAAAAUAUUUGUUUUCUCGCAACCAUUUCAGCGAAACCCCCAAAUUAUUUUUAAACCAAGAGCGCUACCUAAAAAAAAAUCAGGACACUCAUGAAGCCUCUUCAACCUAUCACCACUCAAAACGGCUCUGGUUUCCUCCUAAAGUCCAAAAAAAGUAAAAUAUUGUAUUCAUGAUAAGUCAAAAUAGAUUUUACCGAAUACCUUUUAUUACUUAUUAAUAUAAGUAAUUGACUUUUAUUAAUAAGUAAUAUUGGGUGGAGAGGUGGAGAACUUUUCUCCUUUUGGUAUUUUAGAAUGUGUUACUGAACAUUUUUCACAUGUUUUACUGUACAUUAUGCGGCAUAACUGGAUCACAAUCAGAAUAGAAUUUAUUGCCAUGGUCAGUGGGGGUCCCACUAACUGGGAAAGUGCUUCGAAAUAAGGUGCGGUUAAUAAAUAAAAUAAAAUAAAAUACACUUUUUCCCCAUUAUGUCUGGGCAUUACUCGAGCAACAGUUGUGUGCACAUUAUAGAUGGUAAUGGACUCUGCAUCUGCGUCCUUGUACUGAAAUAUCACCUUUUACCAGGAUACGUCUAUAAUGAGCUGAGAAAAAAAUUGCAACAAUGUCGGAGUGAGUGUGUCAGUAAAGGAGGAGGUUAUUUCACGUUCAAGCUUUUGGACGCUCGCCCACCUAUAAAAUCAUUUGAUUUUUCUCACCAAACAUACUAAGAUAUACUUGUAAUAGAAGUCAGUGGAGUGAGAAUGUACGUAACGAAUAAUGAACUAAACGUUUUAAUGUUACUGCGCUCACAUUUAUUCUGGCUACAGAUUUCUGAAGUGCAUCUGGCAUUUAAAAAAAAUCAUAUAACUAUAAUUAUAUAGAUAUAUAUUUUUGAUUCCGCAUUUUUUUCCUUCCAUUAAUUUGCUUUGUUCUUCAAUAUGUGUUUAUCAACCAUGUAAAUAUAAAUAUACCAAAACGUCUAAUAGUGAUAAUUAUCACCAAACAAAUAUCUAAGUUUUUUCUUGUUUGUUUGUUUGUUUGCUUGCUUGUUUUUUUUUUUUAAUCCGGGCGUAAGCGGAACGACUUUACGAGUCAGUAGUUGCAUCGGACGGACAGUCCGUCUUUGUUUUGGAAUCGUGUGGAAACAUUUUCGGCUGAAACUUCGGUGACCCUGUAAAACAUGAGUGCCUGUGUAUUUCUGUUAAAAAUUUAAUCGCUAGAUCAAAAUAUUUUUUAUCAAAAUUAUCACCAACUUUCAGGGUGUUUACCGUUUUAUAAUAUGACUUUUUUCAGACUGCCGGCUUUUCGUUAUAUUAAGCGUUCACUUUACCCGUGGGGACACAAUGAACUCAGAUGCGUUUCAAACAAAUCUGAAGCUCAAAUUCGUAGAUUCAUUUUUGAAAACACGGAAGUGGUUGAGGAGCAUAACUUAACCCCAGAGAUCAAACUGAGACUUUUCACUCCAAGCUGCAGAUUCUGGUUGGAGAGGCCGGAGCUUUGGCCCUUUGACGACCCGUAUUGGGCAAUAUACUGGCCCGGGGGACAAGCUUUGUCCAGGUAUCUGCUUGAUAACCCUGUGAUGUGUCAAGGUAAAGCAGUUCUAGAUCUGGGUAGUGGAUGCGGAGCCUCUGCCAUUGCUGCCAAACUGUGUGGUGCUGCUCGGGUGGUCGCCAAUGAUAUUGAUCCCAUUGCAGCGGUUGCCACUCACAUGAACUCUGAGCUCAACUCUGUGAAGUCUCCUCUUUGUGUGACAAACAACAUGAUUGGUUUUGAACCGGAAAGCUUCGACCUGAUCCUUCUGGGCGACAUGUUCUACGACGAGGCCCUUGCCACAAGCCUCCACGGCUGGUUGGACCGUUGCAUUAAAAUGCACAACAGUCAAGUUCUGAUCGGAGAUCCUGGAAGAGCACAAUUCGAAGAUCUUGGCAUCCGAAAACGUCUUCACAGACUGGCUAAAUAUGAGCUACCAAGUUCAGUUCAAGAGGAGAACUAUGGUCUCACCACUGCAAGUGUGUGGUGCUACCAUUCUUGAUAAACCCACCAAUGUCACAAAGUCAUUGUGAUGUUUUCUUCAGUCUCAAAAUGAUCCUGAAUAAAUCCACUCUCACCAUCUGUGAAUGAAAUAUUGUAAACUAGCUUGGCAAGUAGGAGUGUCGGGUUUUGGCCGCGGACUUGAUCCCGGCUGGAGGCCUGAACUUUGUCUUGGGAAAGUCUCAGCAGGUGGUGAACUUCUCGCCUCAGGUGCCAGAUCCUGGAAACAGCGAGACUCCACACAAACAUGAUAAAUGCUGGGCAGUUAAGGGUCUGAUCGCUCUCUAGGGGUGGGGCUGCGGGAACAUUGCGCUCGGUAACGGGAGCGCAGCGCAUCGGUCCGGGACUCGCGAUGUGUGCGAAUGUUUGAUAACUCACAUGUUGUCACCUUUAUUAGGCUGAUAAACGCCUGAUUUUAUUGACAGACAGAUUUGCUUAAAUGAAUAAUGCUGCGCUCUGCAGUAACUGUUUUCACUGCUGUGAUGUGGCUGCAGCGCAGCUGUCUGUAUGAGGACGACUGUGAGAAGGAAAGACGCAGCUUGAUUUUCCCCAAGUUACUGAAGAUCAUCAGACGAUUCAUUCAUCAUGUCCGACAUCUGGAUCUGUACUUCAGUGAUUAAAACCUUCUAGAUCCCCAGUAAUCUCUCUCACUUUGUUCAAGGUGUUGUGGCUGCAGUGUGGCUCAAUGAAGAUGCUCCAUAUUACGCAGCUUGUUUUCGCUAUUUCUUUGUAAAAUAAACAUGACAUGUUUAGUUUUGGCUGUGAAACGCUACAUUCUGUUACAGCCGUGACGGAGGUCCGUCAUCAGUUAAUAGCAAUCUGACAUUUAUUAUCCACCCACAGGUGAUCUGAGGGCCAUAGGGAACAACUGUGAAUUUGUCACCUCAGGAUCUAGAUCAGAGGUGUCAAAAGGCCAGUGGGGGUGCAGGUUAGAACUAUUUGACUCUUUUAAAAAGUUAAAUGAGGAAGCAUGUCUGCUGGCUUUGUUGGUGACUCAUCCUAUCCUGUCUUAAAAAUCAAUAAAUGCAGGACGUGGUUCAGUGGGAGAAACCAUAGCACUGAAAAGCAUGAUAACGUGAUUAACCUCUUGUGUUCUUUAUGUCAAAGAAGCAGAAUAUUCUUCACAGUAAAAAUUAUAAUUGACAUUCACAUCAAUUACAAUAAGAAGAAACUGUAGACCGGUUCUGUGUUUGUGAACAGAGAUGACGCAAAAACUGAGGAUGCACCGAACAUUCGUCAGCCGAAUAUAUUUGACUGAAUAGUGCAAAAAAAAAAAAGCAACAUUCAGCUGCGGUGGUGAAGAGUCACCGUAGCCGAAUAGUGAUGUGUGACACAAUACAUUUGCAUUAUUAGCCAUUUCACUGUGGCUAAGUACUUUUUUUUUAUUUCAUUUUUAUUAUUU